Molecule: messenger RNA, 4265 nt
Organism: Phycodurus eques (leafy seadragon)
Lineage: Eukaryota; Metazoa; Chordata; Actinopteri; Syngnathiformes; Syngnathidae
Gene: rnf168
Product: ring finger protein 168
Exons: 8
Coding region: 1854-3185 (443 amino acids)
Biological process (GO): double-strand break repair
Cellular component (GO): nucleus; site of double-strand break
Molecular function (GO): ubiquitin-protein transferase activity; nucleosome binding
Source: RefSeq, a predicted model, not a curated record
ACUCCAUCGUUCUGCUGGGGGACUUCAGUGCUCACGUGGGCAAUGACAGUGAGACCUGGAAGGGCGUGAUUGGGAGGAACGGCCCCCCCCGAUCAGAACCCGAGCGGUGUUCUGUUAUUGGACUUUUGUGCUCAUCACGGAUUGUCCAUAACAAACACCAUGUUCAAGCAUAAGGUUGUCCACACGUGCACUUGGCACCAGGACACCCUAGGUCGCAGUUCGAUCAACGACUUUGUGAUUGUGUCAUCGGACUUGCGGCCGCAUGUCCUGGACACUCUGGUAAAGAGAGGGGCGGAGCUGUCAACUGAUCACCACCUGGUAGUGACUUGGCUCCGAUGGUGGGGGAAGAUGCCACUCCGACGUGGCAGGCCCAAACGUAUUGUGAGUGUCUGCUGGGAACGUCUGGCAGAAUCCCCUCUCAGAAGGAGUUUCAACUCCCACCUCCGACAGAACUUUGCUCAUGUUCCGGGGAUGGCGUGGGACAUCGAGUCCGACUGGACCGUGUUCCGAGGCGGCCGACCAGAGCUGUGGCCUUAAGGUUUUUCGGUGCCUGUCGUGCUGGCAAUCCCCGAACCCGUUGGUGGACACCAGCGGUGAGGGAUGCCGUCAAGCUGAAGAAGGAGUCCUAUCGGGCCUUUUUGGCCUGUGUGACUCCUGAGGCAGCUGAUGGGUACCGGCUGGCCAAGCGGAAUGCAGCUUUGGUGGUCGCUGAAGCAAAAACUCGGGACCCGACCUCGGAUAAGCGGUAGAAAAUGGAUGGAUGUGCUUUUUAAUUAUUAUUAUUUUUAACAUGUCCAUGUAAAUUCUCACUUAUCCAGCUCAUGAUAAUCUGCAGACGUAGAAUCGAGUCAACUUGGCUCUUCUUGUUUGUUGAAUUUGUUGUGCUGUUACUUGUUUUCCAAAAAUAUUUAAAAAAAAAUGGCUCAGGCAAUUUCGCGAUUAGGCUAACAAAAUUAAACCGUGGGCACUUUCUCCUAGCAACAUGGCUACAUCGUUAGUUUAGCAUCAAGACUUUAACAUUAUAAACAAGCUGGAUUUAACACUUACAUGAACAAUGAUGACAUCACGGCUCUCAGUCAAGCAGGAAAGAACAUUUUCUGUCCAGGAAUGGACUGCACAAUAUAUUUGAUGUAUUUAUGUGAUUUUUAGUCAAAGGAUAUAACAACAAACACAACAGCAUAAAACAAAACAAUAAAGGUAUUCCGCUAAAUUUAAGAUGACUAUUUUCUUUUCACCAUGCAGCGGCAUCUGCUGAUAUACUGUGUCAAUAGUAUUUUUGUAACAAUAUUCCCAACUGUUAACUAAACAAGACAACGUUGUGUGCGUAAUUACAGCUAUUUCACACAAGGAGGAUUUAUAGACCUAUUAUUGACUUAUAAUUGCAACGUGUAUGUAUUUGCAUAAAUUAGACAUAACAUGAAAUUUCAAUGUCGAAAUUUGUUUGAAGAUUUUAAUGGUCAACUUGUCAUCGGCCCUUUCCGACACUUCGUCAUACUUUACGACGUUUACCAUCUGAUGCCGACUGCGCGUGCGCACAACGUCACCUGCUGGAUUGUGCGGGUAAUAGCAGAGAGUUUUCUCCUCAAAUUCACGAAACAAAUACAAUUAGUGAACUCCUUGGUGUGAGGGGACUGCAUAUAUCGAUAUAACCGUUUUGUUGGAGCACUCUGGUGUCAGUUCGUCCGAGCGUGAGCUAGCUUUAGAGUUGACGGCUAAUGCGGCUAACUGCUUGUUUUCGUUCAGCGGCUAACUAAUAGCAUCGUCUAAUAAAGACGUCGAGGGAACCCAACUCAGGAGUGUUCGCCGCACCGCCUCCUGCCUCGACGGGCCACACAGGAGCGGGAACGAGGAGGAUGAUGCUGGCAGAUCCGGACGCCGAGGCGGUGGUCCCGAGCGCGUCGGGUGGCAAAGGCGAGGGGAAGAAAGGCAAGGCCAAGGGAGAGGAGACUCUGUCCCUGGACGACUGUCUGUGUCCCGUGUGUUUGGAGAUGUUUCUGGAGCCGGUGACGCUGCCCUGCUCGCACACCUUCUGCAAGGGCUGCUUCCUGGACUCGGUGUACAAGAGCACGCUGUACUGCCCCGUGUGCCGCCGACGCGUGUCCACGUGGGCGCGGCAGAACAACAAGAACAAGACGCUGGUCAACCAGCAGCUGUGGGAGCGCAUCCAGAUCAGCUUCCCGCAGCACUGCCAGCGACGUCUCAGCGGGCAGGACGCCGACGACGACCGCGGCCUGGCGGUGUUUUCCCCCAAGGUGAGUCAGCCUGGAGAGCUGAGACAGGAAUAUCAGGAACAGAUCAGCAAACUGUCGGAGGAGAAGCGAGAGCUGGACGAGAAGGAGCGGCGCGCCAGCGAGGAGUACAUCCACAGGCUGCUGGCCGAGGAGGAGAAGCUGCUGCUGGACGAGCAGAGGAGGAGGGUGGAAGACGAGAUUCUGGCCAGGACGCUCAGCAAAGAGCUGAACGCUGCUCCCGUCUCCCAGGACAAGCGGCGUCCCGCCGACGUCACUCCAGCUAGGAAGAAGGUCAACACGGGACACAUGGAGAAGUUCUUGUGUCGACUUCCGUCCAAGUCGGACCCGUCAGACUGCUGCUCGGCUUCUACUUUGUUUUCUAACAAGGAGAACAUUUUGGUCUCUGGUGGGGAUGGCCUCCCUCAUGCGGACGUCUUCGGGACUCAGCGGAACCCGGCGGAACCUCCCCGUCCCGAUCCGGCCUCUCCGCUGGAAGCGCGACGCCGCGGGAGCCGUCACGCGGACGAAGGGACGUCCAAGAGGAAGAGCGCAGAACUCGCAGAGGACGCUCUCAUCAAGAGAGGCCGCCACUAUCCACCCUCCGCUUCCUCCUCGUCAUCGUCGUCUUCCUCGCCUGUAGAGGGCGCACUGGUGCUACAGGCGCAACUGGAGGCCCAGCUGGAGAGCCGGCGUCAGCAGGAGGAGGCCGACCGGCAGAUGGCGCUGCUCCUGCAGAAGGAGCUCGACCAGGAGGAGACGCAACGACGCACGGACCGCAGCAAAGGCUCGGCCGACGCCUACCCGCUCAGACGCGGGACCCCCGACCCCCGCACCAGGACUACGAAAACCUCCCACAGGUCCCCGCCCUCUUCGUCCUCUCGGGAAGCGUCCACCUCCUCCCCCCAAAACCGACAGCCCACCCUCACCGACAUGUUCCCUGGGCUUGGCAGCUGAAGCCCCACAAUGGAGAGGAAAAGCAAACCAAUGUGAGCCUUCAAUACAGUGAACCUCCUCAUUGUUGCUGUUCAAAUUUGCCUGUGAGCUCUUUUUUUUUUUUUUUUUUUCCCAAACCUCUCCUCCAUUAUUCGCUGAAAAACUCUCUUAUUUGCAGUUUUUGUGUUCGGGCCAAAGCAAUGUCUAAUACAAAAAUAUUGCUUUCCUGCCAUUUUGUGACAUUUACAAUGGACUACCGCAUAUUUACGGUUCGGUAUUGGCAAAUUUGUCCCUUGGCGGAUAAUUUUGGGGAGCCUAUCCUCUGUUAUUCACUGAAAAAGUUGACCUAUUCACUGUUUUUGUGCUUAGGCCAAAGCCAUUUGUAAUAUAAAAGUCUUUGGCAUCAUCUGGUAUGUUGGAAUUACAGUUUAUCUUCACAUAUUCGCAGUUUGGCAUUUGCCUAUUUGCAUAUUUUCGGGGAAACUCGUCUGUUUUUCACUGAAAGCGAAUGUUUACUGUAAGUGGAACUGAGGUGAGCAGCUUCAUUUAGUCAGGCCAUAGACUUGUCUAAUAAAAGAAAAGUGCUUUGCUUCCAUCUGUAGGCAAUUACAAACCCUUUUGGUAGGGCUGGGUGUUGUUCACUGUCAUCACAAACCACUUUCACGCUGCCCGGUGGAACAUUGCUGCUGCGGUUUGCCGGAUUCAGAUAAUUAGAGGCGUGGUGCUGUCAGCUUGCCUGGCUUCCCGCUGUCUCCGUAACACACAUGCGACGUCCCGCCCCUGAUGAGACUGUCGGUAUUUUGCGCAAAACUUGGGAAAAGGCAGCUUAGGUGGGUAAUGUAAAAGGGGUUAAACCAUCUGCUGGCGGGAAGCUGCAUCUGCUGUCUGAAUGUAAAAUGUCAGGAAAAAAAAGGUGUUGUGUAUCCCGGAGGUACAUAGAUCCCAUUCCAGGAAUUGGAGUGAUCCAUUUCUUGUUACUUGUUCAAUUUCGGGUUGAGCUCUGUUUUGGAGCCGUUGUGGUGUCAUUGCUGUGACGUCACUUCCCUUUGAUCGCUGCUAUUUUCUAUUUCUAAAAAAUAAAAACAUUAAUGUUACUAAAAA